CCCUACCCUUCACAUCUCUCGGAAAACACAAUCACUCUACCUCUUUUUAUCGGUCACCAAGUCAAGGCCGACAGGGGGAGAACUCUGCCUCACGGGUUCAUGUCGUGGGAAUUCAAGUUAUCACAAACUAGUCCAACAUUGAAAAGUUUAAGUGUUGUUAGUUAAUGUUAUCUGUCUCUAAACUCCGACGAGCCAACACCUGACACUAACAUGUAAGUUUUUAAUAUAAAAUUUCCGUAAACUAUUGUCCAAAAGUCAAUCAAAAGGGCCUACAUUUUUUUGCCUGUUCUAAGUCAGUAAUUAAUAAUUAAAGUGCUAGGAUUUUGUCGCUAUUAAUUAAUUCAUUCCUAGACUUAUUUUAGUUGUUAGUAUUCCUGCCAUUAGACUUAUUGCUCCAAGUAAUUUUAAAAAAAUUUAUAACCCCCCCCCCCCGAAAUAAAAAAGAGAGUGGGCUCAGUGGAGAGGGUCAAAUGGACCCCCGCCUUCUGGAAUUGCUAAACUUAUUAAAUUACUAACUAAUAUUGAGAAAAAUACUGAAACAACAAAACUAAAAUUUGAACUUACUAAAUAAUCAAUUUAACGCCCCCCUGCAAAUAAUCCUACCAUGUGCCCUUGAUUUCUGUGGCUUUUGGAUUUAAACUGAAAUUUAAAUGUCUUAGUCUUAAUAUUCUAUUUAUAAAUAAUAACCCUUUUUUUAAAAGUAUAUACAUUUAGUAGAGCUUGGUAAACUACCUGUAUUUUUUUUUUCAAAAUUGAUAUGAUACUUCUAAUAAUUCAAUAAUUAUUAAUAAUAAUAAAUUUUAAUAAUUGUGUUGCUGUAGCAGAGUGAAUUCCAAAGUCACAGUAAAGAUAUUAUUAAAUUUAAAAAAAAUUAUGUUCGUCUAUUUGUUGUCUUGAAAACUUUUCAAUCAUCAAUGGCAAAAUGAGAAAGAAUCUAUCAACCAAUAUUAAAAUAUUACCUACUUGCUUUUAUAAGUUAUUUAUUAUAGGUAGAGGCUGGAUCCCCUUAUAUGUAUCAUUGUAAGAUAUUUUUUGGUUGGAAGCUGAGUAAAUGAUUUUAGUUAGUUUAUUUCUGGCCAAAAAUGUACAUAUCUAUUGACUUUAUAUGAUCUGAAAUUGUGUGGGAGACAUAGCUCUGUUCUAGUUUCCUUAUCACUGAACUCCUCUUUACAUUUUAAAUGGCCCUCACGAGUGCUCUUCACCACAGUAAGGAAGAGAAACAUAGGAUAACAACUGUUGUAAUUAUCUGCUUAUACCUAACUGUAUCAUAUGAUACUCUAUGAUUAAUAUUUAGGAACCUAUGCUGAAGAAUUAUGUUUGUAGUUGUGAUCUAAAAGUAGAAAGUUAGUUCUAGUUUAAAGACUUUAAAUGGCAGGAAAAUAUACCUUUUUACAGAAAACUCUCUGUACUCGAGUAUUUCAUUUUGCACUUUAAGUAUCCAUCCUGUACUUGUGUAUCACAUCCAGUACUUAAGUAACCCUUCCUGUACUCUACAUAUCCCAUCUUGUACACAUUGUAUCCCAUCCUCAAACUAGUAUAUUCCAUCUACGGAGUAUCAGUAUCACAUACUCGUCAAGUCUAUCCUAUCCUGGACUCAAUGUAUCCCAUUCUAACUUAAUUUAUCACACCCUAGACUCAUUGUAUUCCAUCCUGUACCUAGUGUAUCCCAUUUUAUACCUAGUGUAACCCAUCCUGCAUUCAUUGUAUCCAAUCCUUUACCAAGUGUAUCCCAUCUGUAAUUUGGUUUGUACCAAGUGCAGUGCAUAGGUUAUCUCCCUCUACUUCUAAUUCUUUCCCUUGUGUCCCCAUUAUGGAGUGUUUUUUGUUGCCAAUGUGUCAGUGGAUAUCAGUCACUCCAACAGUUGUAAACAAAAUAGACUAAAAACAAGGAAACUGUAACACCGCAGCUCUAGAAAUCUUUCUAUAAAAAUUGGUCAAGUAUUUUAUUUGUUGAUUUUGAAAAUAUCCACAUUACAAAGAUUUUGAGAAGAGAUAUUUCAUAUGUUUGAGGCCUAGAACUUCUCUACUUCAGUGUCUCCCAACCUUUUUUGUCCCAUGCCCCACCUUUAUUGGAAGAGCUAAACGUCCCCAAUAAUCUUCUACUAUCUUUAAUAUCACGGCCUGACCUUUUGCAGGUAUGACCACACAAGCAAAAAUUUCACAUUUGGCAGGCCAAAAGCAGGGCAGUGCAGAAGAUUUUUGGGCCCAGAGAAAUAUCAAAUGUUAGGUCUCCACAAAUUUUAAAAUAAUUUUAUCAAACUUAUCAAAUUUUCCCCUUUUUGGGCGCCCCCCCCCCCCCUUCCCCCUUACGAACAGGGCCCUGGGUGAUUUACCCUUUUGCCUCUGAUCAACCCUGAGCAGUGCAGAAGAUUUUUGGGCCCAGAGAAAUAUCAAAUGUUAGGGCUCCACAAAUUUUAAAAUAAUUUUAUCAAACUUAUCAAAUUUUCCCCUUUGUGGGCGCCCCCCUCCCCUUCCCCCUUACGAACAGGGCCCUGGGUGAUUUACUCUUUUGCCUCUGAUCAACCCUGCCUAUAAGUACAGUUAAUGAUACUUCCACUAUCCUUGAUAACUUUGAAUGAAAUGAAAUAAUGUUGAUGUGAAUAAAAAUUAAAAGGGACCUAACAAAAUAAUACAGUUACAAUGAGUUUGAACCCAGAGAAUAUUUUAAAUGAUAUUUGAUCCCUUACCAUUGAUCAAAACUUGUAACUACUUCUUGCAUCAAAUACAAUUCACAUUCAUUGAUUUUGUCCAGUUUAAAUACCAACUGUAGCUGAACAUGUAAUGAGAUUAUAGCUGUGCCUGUACAUUGACUUUAAAUCUAAAUAGUCAUACUUCAUGAUGCAAUGUCAGUGAAAUAAGGAUGCAUAAUAAUUUUUUUUUUUUUUUUUAAACACCUCUAAGAUUGAAGUAUUGAACUGUGUGUGACAUAGAAUGAUGCAAUGUGUUGAGUUUUAUCAUUCCCCAGUUCACUAGACAUCUAUUCUGAAUUAAAAGGACUAAAUUAAAACAUUCUAUUACAUUUAAUGUGUUUUAAUACCAUUUUGCCACCUGAAUUAGGUAAGUUAAGUAUAGCAAUAGAUUAUAGCUGUGCCUGUACAUUGAUUUUAAAUCUAAAUAGUCAUACUUCAUGAUGCAAUGUCAGUGAAAUAAGGAUGCAUAAUAAUUUUAUUUUUUUUUAAACAUCUCUAAGAUUGAAUUAUUGAACUGUGUGUGACACAGAAUGAUGCAAUGUGUUGAGUUUUAUCAUUCUCCAGUUCACUAGACAUCUAUUCUGAAUUAAAAGGACUAAAUUAAAACAUUCUAUUACAUUUAAUGUGUUUUAAUACCAUUUUGCCACCUGAAUUAGGUAAGUUAAGUAAAGCAAUGUCUUGGCCCGACUAAAAAAUAAUAAUCAUAUUUAGUUACUUAGAAAUUAAAGUUAUUUCUUUCAUUUCAGAUAAAACUAAUAUAAAAUGAUGAGCAGGUUUCAGAAGCCCAUGCAACAGACUUCAAGGGUUCUCACACAUGUCUUCAAGCAGUAUUCCACUAAAGCUGCCCCGGCUGUAGGGCCGGCAAAAAUUGGCAAUCCAUCUGAAAAGGUUUUCAGCAGAGAAGAAAAGUACGGAGCCCACAACUACCAUCCUCUGCCAGUGGCAAUUAGAAAUGCUAAAGGUGUGCUCCCUGUUCUCAAUAAUAUAUUUAUAAAAAGUAUUUCCACACACACGUACUUGUAUAAAUGUAUGCAUAUGACUCUUUAUAUUUUUUUCAAUUUUCCCCAAAAAUACAGAAAUAUAGAAAAUAUGUACAACUUUUGACUAACGCACUGUGUAAUGUUCAUUGUUUGAGAGCUAAUAAUUCCUAAAGAAAUAAAUAUUUAUAUUUCCAGCCAUUAAUAAAUGAUGACAGACAAAACUGAUCCACUGUACCAAUGAUUGUAUAUCCCCAGGUGUUUUUGUGUGGGACGUGGAAGGCAACAAAUAUUAUGAUUUCCUCAGUGCCUACUCUGCUGUGAAUCAGGGCCACUGUCAUCCCAAAAUUAUUGCUGCCCUGAAGAAGCAAGCAGAGAUUGUUACAUUGACUUCCAGGGCAUUCUACAAUACAUGUCUUGGAGAAUACGAAGAAUAUAUUACCAAACUUUUUGGCUAUGACAAAGUCUUACCAAUGAAUACUGGUAAAAAACAAUUUUUAUGUCACUUACUUUGUUAAUUCUUACUAGGAAAUGUGUGUAUUGCAUAACGAAGGAACGUAAAGAUAAGACUUUUAAAAUGUUUGAUAAUGGAGGGAUAAUUUGAAGGGAACUAGAAGGGCAGUUAGAGUUACAUAACAUUUUUAUUUGUCAAACUUUUGAGAAGGUGCAGUUGAGUUUUGUUACAAAAACCAGUAAGAAACACUCAAAGGUUUUAACAUAAAUACCAGUCUGUACUGUGAAGCACAGCACACACCACAGUGGGUAAUGAAUAUGAUCUUUUUGUUCUUUUGGUGAAACACGCCCCUUAAAUUCUUAGUUUUAGUAAAAAGACAUGAUCAAUUUUAAAAUAAUUUGACACUCUAGCAUUUGAAAAAUUACAAUAUUACCUCAAGGGCGGCUGUAUCAUCAUAAGGAACAACUCUGAAGCCUGACAUAAAGGUCCCACAAUCCUUGUAGCUAGAGGAAUCAAAUUUUUAAAUUUUUCAUUUUAGCUUACUGGGUAUACAAGUAUGUUUUUGAGUACAUUAAUAUUUUUGAAAGUAUGUGCCUUGUAGUUAUGAAAAAAUAAAAUGAAUAUUAAUAUGGUGCAACUAAUCAUAAAAUGCCAUAUUUAACCACAGAAACUAAAAAUUAAACAAAACUAAUGUUGCUUAUAUGUUUCUAGAGACUGACAGAAUUUCGGCUUCGGUGCCUACAGUUGCCAUUUUAUCACUUUCGGCCUGGUCUCGGCCAAAGCUGAAAAGUGAACUUUUGGUUUAAUUUCGGUUUUGGCCAAAACUGAAAAGUUAAGUUCCGGUUUACUUUCGGUUUCGGCCAAAAGUGAUUGAGACUUCAAUUCCUUUUGCCUUCUACCAGAUGUCAGAUUGUCACUGUGACGGCAGGCAAUCCGAUAUUAAUUAUUGCGCAAAGUAUUGCCGUCAUCGGUAAUAUAUAACAAAUAAUUUGCGAACACUGUUCACAGCUGCAUGACUUGUCCAAUAUUUUAAGAAAUGAAAAUUUCAUAAAGGCAAAAGUAAUUGUUAAUAGUUUCGUGGAAAAAAAAACUAUGGGGAAUGAUAAUAUUUAUAUUAUUAUUUUUUUAUUAAUUUGUUCAAUUGGGAAAACUAGACUUAUUCAAGUCAUUUAUUUGUGAAAUACAUUUUGAUUUAUCAUUAUCUUGCUAAAAAAUUUAGCCAUUGUCCAAAGUAACUAGCAUUGUGAAAAAAAAUCUUAGGAAUUGUAAGAUUUCCUUUAUUAUUUUUUACAUUAUUAUUUUAUUCUUUUUAAUUUGGGAUCCCUAGGCUUUCUCAAUUAAUUCAUUGACAUUCAUCGUUAUUAUGCUGAUAAAUGUUUUUACUGACAACGAAAUAAAAGUAUAAAAUAUCACCACACCAAAUGAGUCAAGUAUGAAGUGUAUGGAAACAAAUGAAAAGAAGGAAAAGAAUGAACCUUUAGUAAUAUUUAAAAAAUAGUAAAACAUCAUUACUUGUUCAAUUUUGUAUAGUUAGGCAAAAGUUGCCUUUCAUUUAAAUCAUAAGGGUACACACGUAUGUGUGUUCACUGUUUCGUAAAUAAUUAUGUAAUGGGGCUGUAUUAUCAAACUAAACCAACAUUCACUAAAAUUUUGUUCAAUCUAAGUCAAAUCUAAAAUUAGCUGACAAAUGAUAAUUGCCGAUAAACAAUUUCAGGUCCACUAAUAAGGACAACACUGAAAAGUUAACUUUUGGCCUGGUUUCGGUGUCAGCAGAAAUCAGAAAAUCACUUUUGGUCUGUCUCUACAUGUUUCUAUAACUUGCCAGGUGUUGAAGGUGGUGAAACUGCUUGUAAAUUGUCAAGAAAGUGGGCCUACACAGUGAAGAAAAUUCCAGAAAAUAAAGCACGUAUCAUCUUUGCUGAAGGCAAUUUCUGGGGGAGGACUUUAGCUGCCAUCUCAUCAUCAACUGAUCCAUCCAGCUACAAGGAUUAUGGGCCCUUUAUGCCAGGGUUUAGUGUUGUUCCUUAUGAUGAUACAGCCGCCCUCGAGGUAAUAUUGCCCUUUUUUUUUAAUGCUAGACUUUCACAUUAUUUAAAAAACUGUUUCAUAUUAAUUUAUAGAUAAAAUUUCAAAUUUUUUUAAAUGAUAAUUUUUGUAUGAAUCUUUCAUACUAAAAGAACAUUCCUUGUUUAGCUUACUAAAUAAGUUGUGUUGCAAAGCCUACUACUUAUUAUUUCAGAAAGAAUUUCAAGAUCCCAAUGUCUGUGCAUUUAUGUUUGAGCCUAUCCAAGGAGAAGCAGGAGUUGUUGUCCCACAGGAAGGUUACUUAAAGAAAGUCAGAGAAUUGUGCACCAAGUACAAUGUGUUGAUGGUGGCUGAUGAGGUUCAGACUGGGCUUGGAAGAACAGGGAGGUAAUCAUUACAGUUUCCUACAUCUGUCAAAAUAUAAUUAUCUCCAUUUGGUAGAAGUUUUAGUACUUUGUAAUGUCACUGGUCAGUGUGUUGCUAUUUUGGCAUUUAGUAAAAUAUUCCAAUAAUUCAUGAACAUUUUCAUAACACUUUUGCCAAAGGAUAAAACCUUAUAUAAAUAGAAUUUAGAACUCAGCAUUCUGAUAGGAUUCUUUUAAAAAUGUAAUAUAAUAUUCUUUGUUUUGCAAGGUAAAAAGAAAACAAAAUAGCACCUGCAUUUCUAAUAUAGUUUUUAUUUUGAACAAUCUAAUAAUUAACUCGAUUAGAACUGAUUAUAAUCUAAAAUUGUUAUUGUAAUUCAUUUUGUAGGAGAUUGGCUUGUGAUCAUGAAAAUGUGCGCCCUGACAUUGUUAUCCUUGGAAAAGCCCUUUCAGGUGGAGUUUUACCUGUAAGUUUUGUUCUCUCAUAACUGCAAUAACCAAAAAUCAUCUUAGCUGACAUUAAUGAAUUUUUUAAUUGCUAUUUUUUCUUAUCAGUUAUUUGGAUUUGGCCAAAUAUUUUAGAAUUUUAAUUGAUAUCCUAAAAAUGAAUCAGUUUUUAAAGCGUUCAUUUUUUAUCGAUUAGGUUUCUGCCGUGUUGGCAGAUGAUGAUGUCAUGUUGACCAUCCGCCCAGGUGAACAUGGAUCAACAUUUGGUGGUAACCCGCUAGCCUGUAAAGUUGCACUUGCCUCCCUUCAGGUUAUAGAUAUUUUAAAAUAAACUUAUGGGAAUGAUAGAAUUUAUAUUCUCACAAUGAUCUAAAUAUUAAAUAUUACAUAAUAUAACUUGUCCAAAUGUUGUAGAGUGAAAGUUAUAAAAAAAUUAAUUAAAACACUUUCGAUGGUAUUCUUCUAUUGUUACACAAAAAUCUUUUUGCUAUUUUAAGUAAAUGAGCCAUUUCAUUUUUGGAUGCAAGCCUUCCAACAGCUUAGUUAUAUACAUAUAAGUAUGUACUCCCUUUAGUCCCCUUAUGAGUUUGUUGCAUUAUUUCUUAAUAUUUACAAAAUUGAAUUCAGGUUCUUGAAGAAGAAAAUCUUGCUGACAAUGCGGAGAAACUUGGGGAGAUUCUUCGUAAAGAGUUAACAAAACUGCCUAAAGAUAUUGUCAGUGUUGUCAGGGGCAAAGGGCUUCUCAAUGCUAUUGUUAUUAAUGCAGGUAUAUUCACUUUGUCAUAUUAACACCGGUAUGUUCAAUUUGUCAAAUUAAUGCAGGUAUAUUCAAUUUGUUAUAUCUGUCUCUACCAGGGAUAACUUUGUAUCCUAAUUCAAAAUAAAUGAGGCCUUUCUCUUGCAAAGUAAAGACAUCAAAUUUUAUUGUAAGACCUGUUUCCUCUUUCUCAAUAUAUUUUUGAUAGAUCGAUGAUAAUUAUUGAUGAUUGUUAUUGAGGAUAAUUAUUGAUGAUAAUUUUAUCUCAUAUUUAUUUUAGAAUUUGAUGCCUGGGAAGUUUGUCUGAAAUUGCGUGAUAAUGGACUUCUUGCAAAACCUACGCACGGUGACAUCAUCCGCUUUGCUCCACCCCUUGUGAUCACAGAAGAACAGGUACAAGAGUGCAUUGAAAUAAUCUCUCGGGUCGUUUUGAAUUUCAAAUAACCAUUUUUUCCAGGGUAUCUAUAAUAUGAUCACCAAUUGUCUUUGGUAAGCUGGUUUUUUUUUCUUCAAAAUUUUUUAUAUUCUAUGGUCCAUUGUCUUUUUAUUAUCUUUUAGGCUAACCUCUGGUAAUAGACCUAUAGAUUGACAAAUGAGAUGAAAACUUAGAUCUGAUCAAAUGGUUAUGGGAUGAAAAUGAUCUUACUUAUAUUAAUCCGUGGAAAGAAAUCAGCUUUGCACUUAAUUGUUGUCAAGAAAUUGCUUCCAUUAAAAAAAAUUCACUAAGUCCAUUAGCAACAUGUCCCAUAAAUAAUUUAAGUUUAAGCUGUUGCUUAGUACCUAUUAAAAUAUAUUUUAUAAAAAUUGUUUUAUAUGAAUGCUUAAUGAUACAAUAAUGGCAUAGCUGGAAUAUUAUGGAAGAUUUUUGUUGAAACAUUUGAGUAUUGUUUGUUCAUAUAUAAAAACCAUUGUUGCAUCAUGAUCUCUGUCUUCUACAUAAAAUAUUUAAAUUAUUUAAAACUUUGGUUGUGAACUUUAACUUAAUUACACACCAGUUGAUAUGGGUAUAUUUGUUGCUAUAACUUGCAUUUUUAUCCGUCAAAAAACCAGUGAUAAAUUUGUUUUAAAACUGCAGUAAUGAUAGUCUCAUAAUUUACAUGUUAAAAAAAAAAAUUACAUUGCAAUGUUCAGUUUUUAAACUCCUGAAACUAUAGAUUUGAAUAUUGAAAUAUAACAAUAUUUAUUUCUCUUUUAUUUAUUGUACAUUUGUUUUGCUUGUCAGUAUCAACUAUAAAUUAGGGAACUUGA
This is a messenger RNA of Lymnaea stagnalis (great pond snail), 8963 nucleotides long. Lineage: Eukaryota; Metazoa; Mollusca; Gastropoda; Lymnaeidae. The record is from the annotation of a GenBank genome assembly.